AGAAAUAAAAGAUAUCAUUGACGCGUGCUUUGCCAAAUAUUCAAAGCUCGCCAAACCUCCGUUUGAAAUGCUGCAUAAGCUUUGGAUUUGAAAAAUCAAUAAAUGAGACAUCAUGUUGAUUCUCGCUUCUUCUUUUCCUCCAUCUUCAACGCACUUACGUUCUCUAUAUAAUCUAGCCACGACGUCCUCUAUAUAAUCUAACCACGAAAGUUUUUCUCUCGUUCAUGAAGCAAGAAACAGUAUUCACAAGAACGAUCUGUUAAGAGAGCCCGAGAUCGCAGAUGAUGGCAAUAGUGAGCAAGGUGUAUUGCUUGCCGACGGAGGCUGCCCUGGUCGUUCGGAGGAGGCCGCAUGCCGUCAGCGGUGGAGGGUUCGUGGUGACGGAUUGCAGCAGCACGCGAGUGGUUUUCCGGGUCGAUGGAUGUGGAGUUCUUGGCACGAGCGGCGAGCUUGUCGUGAAGGACGGAGACGGGGACGCCCUCCUUCUCAUCCGCCGCAAGGCAGGAGGGAUCGUGCAAGCAAUGAGCAUCUACAAGAAAUGGAAGGGCUACACAUAUGACUAUGAAGGUGCCCAGAAGCUGGUGUUCAGCAUCAAGGAGCCCCAUUCAUCAUCCUCAUUAUCAUGCUUCUCCAGGAGCUCAUCAUCUUCUGCCAUCAAAAUCUCCCUGGAGCCCAGGAAAAUCAACGGUCCAGAUGGGAUCUUCCACAUCAAGGGCCACUUCCCUGGUAGGGAUUGUAGCAUUGUUGACUCUGGAGGCAACACAAUAGCACAGAUACAGAAAGAGAUGGGCGAAUUGAUGGCAAGCAAAGAUGUGUAUCGUGUGAUUGUAAAAGCGGGAAUCGACCAAGCCUUUGUUUGUGGAGUCAUUGCUGUUCUUGACCACAUCUAUGGCGAAUCCACCGCCUGCUGAAACGCCAGAACUGCCCAAAACCCUGAUAAACAGUAUAUUUCACAGUCUGGAAAUUGCCCAAGAACACGAGAGAUUAUACUAUCUUUUCUCUCCAACAUUGUCAAUUUAUUCAUGUAAACACGAGUAAAGAUUUUUCUCCCACAAAAGAACUUAAGUAUGAUACUGGUACAUCUGAUUCUUGAAAUGUCAAAGCAAGUCUUGAUUAGUGUAUUUGGAUGAGUAUGCCGAGUAGGACGUCUAUACUGUCGUAGUUUAUACUGUACUAGUUAACCACGCAAAGGUUGAUCGAACUUCUUUCUUUCUUCUCAAGAUUUGACCAACAAAAGUAGCUUAUUUUUCUUUUCGGCUUUAAUUAUAGAUGACCUGGAUGGUUGAACAUUUAUCCACAAAUGAACCCAUCUGAAACUUUUCAGCAUAAAUGCAACUUCGAUGGA
Syzygium oleosum is the source of this 1345-nucleotide messenger RNA. RefSeq names its product protein LURP-one-related 6-like. The record is from RefSeq and is a predicted model, not a curated record. Bases 282 to 911 code for a protein of 209 amino acids. NCBI's taxonomy places the organism in Eukaryota, Viridiplantae, Streptophyta, Magnoliopsida, Myrtales, Myrtaceae. The transcript is spliced from 3 exons.